AUGACUAAGGAUAGUGAAAUGAAUCCUGAGCCUGAUUUUAGGGAUAUAUUUCCCCACUUCUCAGGAGAAUAUAAUGAUGCUAUAUACUACUAUGGAAAAGAUAAUCUAUCAUGGUUGUCAGAUGCAUGCACAAAAUUUUGCACAGAUGUAACAGGAGGUAGAUGUAAUAAUUUCAUUAUCCAUUGCACAAAUUUUGGACGAUUUUUGUAUUAUAUAAAUUUAAAAAAAUAUGAUAAAUAUACAAAACAAAGAUGUAAAUAUUAUUUUUACAAGUUUAUGUUUGAAUUAGGACAAAAAGGUAUUGAUUGUGGAGGGAUAAAAUCAUGUUACGAAAAAAUGAUUGAGAAAUUAAAAAUUAGCAAUUAUUUAAAGGAUAAUCCUAGUUGUGAGGCAUAUUUUGAAGAAUUUGAUAAAAGAUAUUUGGUUAGAUUUAGUAAACUCGAUAAAAUAUCUGACUAUAUUCAUAAAUUAAGAUUAAAAUAUUAUGAUACUUGCUGGUCAUAUAUUUACAGAGAAUGUGAUGAACUCACAAGAUCCUUAAUGUCAAGUGAAUGUAACGGUAAAAGAAAAUUUUAUGACAUGCUUGCAAAUGUAGUGAAUACCUAUUAUAUAUUAUGUCCUGACAGCAAAAUAACAUUACCUCCCUACAUUGAACACAAAAAAAAUAAAGCGAAAAUGACAAUGUCAACCCAUAGUCAACCAGAUGGGACUAUGGAACAAACAUCACAUGCAUUAGUCACAAUACAGAGUUUUGAAGAGGUUCCAGAUAAUGCAUUCAACUCAGAAGAAUCCGAAAGAAUAUUAUCAAAUGAAAUGCCAGAUUCAGAAAACAGUCCAGGUGUAAUCAGUGGCUUUUUUAUAUCAUUAUUUAUAAUAUUCUCGAUUUUAUUCAUUUUAUCGAAGUAUACAAAUUUUUAUUCAGUUCUACAAUCAAGGAUAAGGAGAAUCAGAAGGAUUUUCGACAGAAAAUAUAGUGAACAUAAGAACUUCAUGUAUUCAUUAAAAAGGGAAAGCAGAAAUACAGUCUAUGAUAGUUUUCAAAUAGCAUAUCGUUCAAACGAUUACCAAUAA
This is a messenger RNA of Plasmodium gonderi, 1071 nucleotides long. RefSeq names its product variable surface protein. The coding region runs from base 1 to 1071 and encodes 356 amino acids. Lineage: Eukaryota; Apicomplexa; Aconoidasida; Haemosporida; Plasmodiidae. The transcript has 3 exons. The record is from RefSeq and is a predicted model, not a curated record.